Messenger RNA from Perca flavescens (yellow perch), 3875 nucleotides. It is a transcript of the gene tmem59l, whose product is annotated as transmembrane protein 59-like. The transcript has 8 exons. The coding region runs from base 1205 to 2221 and encodes 338 amino acids. Lineage: Eukaryota; Metazoa; Chordata; Actinopteri; Perciformes; Percidae. The record is from RefSeq and is a predicted model, not a curated record.
CACAAGUCAUUAGUGCUGCCUGACACACAAACACGCACACACUAUAUUACACACUAAUAUAUUACACACUAAUAUUUGUUAUAUUAUAAAUAACACCCUUUUCUGGAAAUAUAGGCCUAAUAAAGAGUAACUACGUACAUUUACUCAAGUACUUAGUAGACUAGAACAAUUUUUCACUUUACUUGAGUAUUCCCGUUUUAUUCUAUGUAUUCUAUUACUCUACUACAUCACAUUACUAUGUCAAUUACAUUAAGAUUUUACAUAUAAAUACAUGAUGCUACAUCAAUUAUUUAUAUAGGCUACAAAACUAAAUAUUCUCUAUUGCUAUAGAUUCAACUGUCCAGCAGUAAGAAUGAAAGAGAAUCAGCCCCACUUCAGCUACAACAUUCAAUGGCUGUUUACAUUGUCCACUGUAUAUCAAUACAACUAACAAUAUAACUCUUAAAAGGGGCCAUUCUGCAUAAUGAGUACUUUUACUUUUAAUAUGUUAAGUGCAUUUUGCCACUAAUACUAAUACUUACACUAGACUACUUUUACUCAUGUAUUUUUUUUUAAAUGUAACCCUAUACGUUUACUUGUAACUGAGUAUCUUUGCUCUGUUGUAGCCUAUUGAUCUGAUAACUAUAAGGUACACCACAUUCCUACAAUGUUCACAAUAAUCAAACAGUCAUCUUCACGUUACAAUGUUUUAUUAUUAAAGCACAUUUAUAAACCAACCAGAGUGCAUCACAAAGAAACCAUCAAACAGACAAUGACAUAUAUAUUAGUUGUUGGACCUCCAGGCAAUCUCUCCUCAGCUGAUAUGUGUUGUCGCCCACAUGUCCCAGCAGGAUCUGUCCAUUGAAAGGAUAGACCUACAUUGAUUAUGCAUGAACUGUCAAUACUUUAACAAACGCUCCACUUGUCUGCUCUGUUUAGGGCAUAUGCAGCUUGGCCCUUUUCAACUAACAUUUUUUUUUAAUGAAUGUCAUCACUGCAGUGAAGGCAGGUUGUGUGUGUGUGUUUAGGGGGGCCAGCUUGUGCGUGAUGGUGAUGAUGAUGAUGAUGCGCGUGACGCCACGAGCAGAGGCAGACCAGCGGAGCAGACAGGACCCGGGCUGAGGCAGCAGCAUCAGCAGCAUCCGCACCAGCAGCAGCGCCGCCACAAAGGGAGCUCAGUGCUGGUUGACGCUCGACUCUCCGCUCCUCUUCUCCAGGGUUUCAGAUGCUCCGGCUCGGCGAAAAGAUGUGCGGCUUCUCGGCCCUACUCUCGGUGCUUCUUGCCGGGCUCGCUGCGGCGUCUUCGGAUCUGUUUGACAACCAACUGGGCGACAUCAAUUACUGCAAAAAGCAAUGCCAGCUCACCAUCAAAAACAAAAGCCCUGCUAAAGACUCCAUAAUGAACGCCUGUCACCGCGGCUGUCGUCUCUACUCCAUCUGCCAGUUUGUCAAUGGCAACGCUGGCUUCAACACCAGCAGGGAGGAGUGUCAGGGAGCCUGCCAGGAGGCAUAUAUUAAGCUCCUGGAGCAGGAGGCCUGCUGCACCGGCUGUGCCAGCCAACCCUCUGAACCUGAGAUCAAGAGGAGGAAGCUCAGGGCCAUGACUCUCCGCCCUAAGCCCCCCUCUGUGAUGGAGGCCGUGUCCAGUUGGUGCAACGACAUCGUCAGCUCUGCCCAGAGCUUCAUCUCCUCCACUUGGACUUUCUACCUGCAGGCUGAUGAUGGAAAAGUUGUGGUUUUUCAGAGCCAGCCAGAGAUGGAGUACUCUCUGCCCGAGCUGCAGGCUCCUCGAUCCAACGUGGCGGACAAACCCUGGCCUCAGGUCCACUCUCACACCCAGAGACCCCAUGGUGUGAGGGGACAUGGCGAGAGGGGAGCAUCCAAAGCUGGAGGCAAAGGGAAGCACCCUGUCCAGCACACAGACGACCCCACAGCUGAGCACGACUUCCUUGGCUGCAUGUCACGACGUUCAGGCCUUCCGCGGUGGAUUUUAGCGGCCUGUCUCUUCCUGUCCAUCAUGGUCAUGUUGUGGCUCAGCUGUGCCAGCCUCGUCACCGCACCAGAGCAGCACAUCAAGACGCAGCUGAGCAUCAAUGGAGAUAAAGAGUUUCUGGAUAAUGCCCACAAAGUAAACCCGUAUCACCUGAGUCCUGUGAUCGCUGUCGCCAUAAAACAAUCGGAGGAGAGCCAGGAGGCGGGGCCGCUGCCGGUGAAAGUUGACCUGAACAAAACUUGCGUUUAGAAAAGGACCAAUGGGAGAGCUGCUGUCUUGUUUUCCAGGGUAACCGUGUCUAAAAUACGUGGCCCAUCAGUGCAAGGGGUGAAACAAACACAUCACGGGACUCAACCGGUCACCAGAAUUUUUAAAAAAACAUAUUUUUAAGAGCAUGGCACCCGCUCCCAUAAUUUAAAAUUAUGAUACUAAAACAUCUAGCUUGGUCUUGUUGGUCUGAUGGCAUUUCAUUUCCUUGUACAGCCCAGAUUUCAUCAAAUCCAUCCUCAGAUUAUCCUUAAUGAUCAGCCUGUCCAUUGCUUAUUGAUAAGUCAGUGAGAGCCACGCUGGAGACAAGCAGGGAGGAUGGAUUGCAGCUGAGAGCUUUCAUAGCAUUUUUAAUGUCUAGCGUGGACAAGAGAAGACAAACGCUGAUAUUCAUUCUAGAUUUAAUUUUGCCUCGUUCUCACAGAGAGUUUGGAUUAAUUGAUGGGUUGCUGAGAGUGAGAGAGGAAAGGAAGAUGUAUGGAGAGAGCACUCUUGUGAGCACUGCAGCAAUUAUUAGAAAUGUAAAAUCAUGUUUUCCACUUCGCAAACACAUAAAAAAAUUUGCAGGUGAGGUACACAUUCUCACCACGAUCAGAGAAACAAAGGCACACGUACUCCAAAAACUAAAAGAGUGGCUUUUAUCAACUUAUUCCUCUGUGUGUUUGUGUAAGUUUGGAUAUGUCUGUGUGUGUGUGUGUGUGUGUGUGCUUGUACAUCUACAACAGCACACAAAUACUGAAAAACUGGUAGAUUCAAAACUGGAACUGGAUUGAAAACUGGACACUCUGUCUGAGAAUGAGUUAAAUAAACACUAUUUAUUUUCUCCUCUAUUCAGAAUCAUCAACAUCUGUUAAAAAGUGUUAUUAAAGUGCCAUGUACAGUUAAUUCAUCAUACAACUGCAAUGGAUCUGUAUGUAAAAUACAUUGCAACACAGAUUGGAAAGAGACACAUAGGGAGAAUGCACCUAUUACUGUAUUAUUAUUAUUAUUAUUAUUAUUAUUAUUAUUAUUAUUAUUAUUAUUAAUAAUAAUAUCAUUAUAUUAUUGCUCUUAUAUCACUCCAAGAGUUCUUAGCUGUUAUAUGUGCCAUGUGCUUUCUAAUAGCUGACUAUUUUGUAUGUCCUAGGAGCACACACUGAAGGAUAACCUCUGUAACAAUGUGUAAUGCAAAGCUUUUAACAUAGACCGUUGUUAUUGGACAGAGCUGCAGUCUUAGACAAGAUUUUCUGUUUCCCUCUCAGUGCUUUUGAUGUCCUGUAACGCUCUUUUUUUCAUCCAGGCAAUGUAGACAAUAACCCGUGCAUGCAAGUGACGCUUUGAUAGUUUAGCUUAACCGCCCGCCAUGUCCGUAUGGCAAAACUCUACUGUAGACUUGUGAUUUUUUGUGUUACUAUUUACUGUAAACAUUGAACAGAAUGUGUAAUAAUGAUGAACGACGAUAUCCUCGUGAUUUACAGGAAGGACUCUUAAUUAAAAAGCCAUUCAAUCGAUAUCUGCGCUGGUUCAAACUGAAGGUAUAUCACAAGGAGUAUUAUAUGAAUUUCAAACUGUAUUGUUUCCUUUUUACUGGUCUUUUUAUUUUCAAUGAAAUGAUACUUACAACAUGAAGAAAUAAAGUGUUUUCAUUGUAAAUAAA